AUGGGUGACUUCUCUUCUGACCCCGACUUCAAGUACUUGUGGGUUGACCGCAAGAAGGUCAUGCAGGAAAUGGCCAACUUCGACGGCAAGAAGGCUUGCUGGGUCCCGGACGAGCAGGAAGGGUUUACUCGUGGUGAGAUCGUGUCCUCCAAGGGAGAUGAAAUCACUGUCAAGAUCCUCAGGAGCAACGAGAACAAGACGUUCCAGAAGGACCUCCUUCAGCAGGUGAACCCGCCCAAGUUCGAGCAGUGCGACGACAUGGCCAACAUGACCUACCUGAACGAGGCCUCUGUGCUUAACAAUCUCCGUGGUCGUUAUGUCAACGGUUUCAUCUACACGUACUCUGGUCUCUUCUGCGUGGCGGUGAACCCCUACCGUCGUCUGCCGAUCUACGUGGACUCAAUCAUUGCCAAGUACCGCGGCAAGAGGAAGAUGGAGAUGCCACCACACUUGUUCGCCGUCGCCGACAACGCUUUCCAGAACAUGUUGCAGGACCGCGAAAACCAGUCCUGUUUGAUUACUGGCGAGUCUGGUGCAGGUAAGACUGAGAACACCAAGAAGGUCAUCAUGUACUUCGCCAAGGUCGCCGCCGCCCAGUCAAAACAGGCCGGCGAGGAGCAAGCGGAUUCCAAGAAGGGCUCGCUCGAGGAUCAGAUUGUGCAGGCCAACCCUGUCCUCGAGGCGUACGGUAACGCCAAGACCACCCGUAACAACAACUCCUCGAGAUUCGGUAAAUUCAUCCGUAUCCACUUCGGACCUUCGGGAAAGAUCGCCGGAGCUGAUAUCGAGCAUUACCUCCUAGAAAAGUCACGUGUGACUUACCAGCAGUCGGCGGAGAGAAACUACCACAUUUUCUAUCAGAUGCUCACCAAUGUGUAUCCCAAGUACCAUGAGCUUUGCCUUGUGUCCCCCGACCCCGCUCUGUAUUCCUUCAUCAACCAGGGAGUGCUGGUGGUGGACGGUAUCGAUGACACCGUGGAAAUGAAGGCGACCGACGAAGCCUUCGACGUUCUCGGCUUCUCUCAGGAUGAGAAGAACAGCCUGUACAAGUGCACCGCCGCCAUCUUGCACUUCGGUGAGAUGAAGUGGAAACAGAACCCCAGAGAGGAACAGGCCGAGGCCGACGGUACCACUGAGGCCGAGAAGGUCGCCUUCCUUCUGGGCAUAAACAGCGGUGACCUGCUCAAGGGUCUGCUGAAACCCAAGAUCAAGGUCGGUACCGAGUUCGUCGUCCAGGGCCGUAACAAGGAACAGGUCGUCAACUCCGUCGGCGCCCUGGCCAAGUCCCUAUACGACCGCAUGUUCAACUGGCUAGUAAGGCGAGUCAACCAGACUCUAGACACAAAUGCCAAGAGAAACUACUACAUGGGUGUGCUCGACAUUGCUGGUUUCGAAAUCUUCGACUUCAACAGCUUUGAGCAGCUGUGCAUCAACUACACGAACGAGCGUCUACAGCAGUUCUUCAACCAUCACAUGUUCGUCCUCGAGCAGGAGGAGUACAAGAAGGAAGGCAUCCAGUGGGAAUUCAUUGACUUCGGCAUGGACCUGCAGGCCUGUAUCGAACUCAUCGAGAAGGCCAACUUCAACACACCAAUCACACACAUGUUUUUUUCGUUAUUCAAGCCCAUGGGUAUUUUGUCCAUCCUCGAGGAAGAAUGCAUGUUCCCGAAGGCCUCCGACAAGACGUUCGAGGACAAGCUGACCACAAACCACCUUGGCAAGUCCAAGGCCUUCGGCAAAGUCAACAAGAACCGCAAAGGUGGUGGAAACGCUCACUUUGAACUGGGUCACUACGCCGGAGCUGUGCCAUACAACAUCUCUGGCUGGCUCGACAAGAACAAGGAUCCACUGAACGAGACUGUCGUCGCUCUGCUCGGCGACUCGAAGGAACCACUUGUUGGUGUUCUCUUCGAGAAGCCUAAAGAGGAAGCAGGUGGUGGCAAGAAGAAGGGCAAGUCCAGCGCUUUCCAGACAAUCUCUGCCCUCCACAGAGAGUCAUUGAACAAGCUCAUGAAGAACUUGUACAACACCCACCCUCACUUCGUGCGUUGCAUCAUCCCUAACGAGUUGAAGACCCCUGGAUUGAUUGAUGCUGGUCUUGUUCUCAACCAGCUCCAGUGCAACGGUGUGCUUGAGGGUAUCCGUAUCUGCAGAAAGGGAUUUCCCAGCAGGGUCCUCUACGCUGAGUUCAAGCAGAGAUACUCCAUCCUGGCUCCUAACGCAAUCCCUACUGGGUUCGUAGACGGCAAGGUUGUGACCGAGAAGAUCCUGACCGCAAUCCAGGUCGACCCUAACGAGUACAAGAUCGGUAGCACCAAAGUGUUUUUCAAGGCUGGUGUCCUGGGUAACCUCGAAGACAUGCGCGAUGCUCGUCUCUCCGGAAUCGUUUCACUUUUCCAGGCCCACGUUAGAGGCUAUCUCAUGCGCAAACAGUGCAAGAAACUGAAAGACCAGAGGACCGCCCUGUCCAUGAUCCAGAGAAACAUCAGGAAAUGGAUGGUGCUUAGGAACUGGCAGUGGUGGAAACUGUACACCAAGGUCAAGCCUCUCCUUAACGCUGCUCGGGCUGAAGACGAGGUGAAGAAGAUGGAAGAAGAGUUUACCAAGACCAAGGAAGAGCUCGCCAAGGUUGAGAAGAUUAAGAAGGAACUCGAGGAACGCUGCGUUAAGCUACAGAGAGAAAAGGAGGAUGCUGUUCUUCAGCUUGCAGCUGAGGGCGAUACCCUCGGUGAUAUGGAGGAAACCAUUGAGAAUCUCACUAAGCAGAAGUUCGAGUAUGAGGCUCAGAUAAAGGAAAUGGAAAGCAGGAUGGCCGAGGAAGAAGGCAACGCUGGUCAGCUGAGUGCCCAGAAACAAGAACUGGAGGCACAGGCUGCCAAGCUUAAGGAAAACAUUGCAGGUCUUGAAGAUUCGCUCAAGAAGGCAGAACACGACCGUCAGGUAAAGGACAACCAGAUCAAGACACUGCAGGGUGAGAUGUCCCAGCAGGACGAGCAGAUUGGCAAGCUUACGAAGGAGAAGAAGGCACUUGAUGAUACCGUCAAGAAGACUCAGGACGCUCUGAAGGCUGAGGAAGAAAAGGUGAACAACCUCAACAAACUCAAGCAGAAGUUGGAGAGCACUCUUGAUGAGCUCGAGGACAAUCUUGAACGCGAGAAGAAGGUCCGUGCAGAUGUGGAAAAGGCUAAGAAGAAGUUGGAAGGGGACUUGGCUGACACCCAGGCCGCUGUUGAGGAAUUGGGACGCAUCAAGUCGGAUCUUGAGGGCAACAUCAAGAAAAAGGAGACCGAGAUUAAGAACCUGAGCCAGAAACUGGAAGAGGAGCAGGGCCUUGUAGCUCAACUCCAGAAAAAGAUCAGGGAUCUCCAGGCCCGCAUUGAAGAACUCGAAGAAGAGCUCGAGGCUGAAAGGCAGGCCAGGGCUAAGGCCGAGAAAGCGAAGAACGACCUCGCCAGGGAACUGGAAGAAUUGGCCGAGGCCCUUGAUGAGCAAGGUGGUCAGACAGCCGCCCAGGUUGAGCUCAACAAGAAGCGAGAGGCCGAGGUGCAGAAGCUGCGUCGCGAUCUGGAGGAACAGACCAUGCAGCAUGAGUCCACCAUCGCCGCUCUCCGCAAGAAGGCUCAGGACGCCAGUAAUGAGAUGGCCGACCAGAUCGACCAGCUGCAGAAGGUGAAAUCCAAGGUUGAAAAAGAGAAGGCUCAGCUGAAAUCUGAAAUUGCCGAUCUUCAAGACCAGGUCGUCAACGUCUCUAAGAAGGGCGGUAUGUCUGACAAGAUGAGCAAACAAGUGGAGGCCCAGAUCUCCGAUCUGAACAAUCAGCUCGACGAAAGCUCUCGCAAUAUCCAGGAACUGAACGCCACCAAGAGCCGCCUCAUUGCCGACAACGCCGAUAUUGUUCGCCAGCUCGAGGAGGCCGAGAGCCGGAUCCAGGCCCUUAACAGAGAGCGCUCCUCUCUGCUUGCUCAACUGGAGGAAGCUAAGCGCAAUGUUGAUGAUGAGAUUAGGGCUCGCCAGAAACUCGCCGGUGAGCUGCGCAACGCAUUGGCUGACAUGGACGCUCUUCGUGAACAACUAGAAGAGGAAUCCGAUGCCAAGACUGACCUCCAAAGACAGCUGUCUCGCGCCAACGCAGAGGCAAACGCCUGGCGCGUCAAGUACGAGAGCGAAGGCAUGGCUCGUGCUGAGGAACUGGAAGAAACCAGGCGCAAACUUUCUGCUAAAGCUCCAGGAAACCGAGUCCGCUCUCGACGCGGCUAA
Molecule: messenger RNA, 4257 nt
Organism: Dreissena polymorpha
Lineage: Eukaryota; Metazoa; Mollusca; Bivalvia; Myida; Dreissenidae
Product: myosin heavy chain, striated muscle-like
Exons: 23
Coding region: 1-4257 (1418 amino acids)
Cellular component (GO): myosin complex
Molecular function (GO): cytoskeletal motor activity; actin filament binding; ATP binding
Source: RefSeq, a predicted model, not a curated record